UCGUCCUCUCUUCUCGUCGGCUAUAGCAUCCGCUACUACAUAGGCUGAAUGCUCGCGUUUAUUUCUGCGCACACUUGCUGGUACCCUCUUUAUAGUCCUCUGCCUUGAGUUGGAUAGCCCAGUGAGUUUGGACUGCGACCGUCCUGAUGGCAGGUGCCAGAUUGUCGAACGUAUCAUCCGAGGCGUGGGUUGGGUACGCUGUCGAUUGGGGGCCAGGCGAUCUUCAAAUUCAAGUCCUUGUGCCUUACUCACACUCGUCCAAGGCUUCUGCAUGAAGAAAUUGGAUCGAAUUCUACCAGUCAAUAGCUCCCCGGAUUCUCAGGUGGCCCAUUGUCUCUGGAAUGGGCUGUACAACAGUGGCCCCAAUCACGUAAGUCUCUCCGGUAGGGAUCGGAAUCACUACGUAGCCACAGAAGAGGGAAAGGGACACACUGCCCCCUCGUAUGCUUAUAAAGGCCCCAUCUCGCUUUCGUUGGGGGGCUCACCUCAACGACUCGCCAGAAUCAUGCAUUUGAAACCAGGAGUGCCUUACAUUGUACCAAUACGGCUCUGGAUCUCAGCGAGGGCGACCACAAGGACCGUUUUCGGUUAUCGAACUCACAAGCGCGCCAACCAGCAGUGGAUCUUCGAGAGCAGAGGCGCUGGCCUGUACCAUAUCAAGUCCAACAGAGGCGCCAGGUACCUCGGACUAGAGGGGACGAUUGAAGUCGGAAGGCAUGUUUCUGCAACCGAAAGCCCUAAAUAUGAUUGGUCGAUCGAGGAGAAAACGAACUCGAAUGACAGUUGCAGAAUAUUCAUUUCAAAGACCAAUUUGAGCUUGGACAUCGGGCACCAUGGGAGUUCCACUGAUCGCACCUCCGCCGUACUCUGGUACAGCGAGGAUCCCGAGACUGUCCAAUACUGGAGGUUUGUUCCUGCCUGAUCGAAUAAGCCCUGUAGGAAUACCUGAUCGGGCUCCACCCGUGUACUUCCAACGAGCUUGUGAAAUGUAAUUCAACGAUUCAGAAAUUAGCAUUUUGUCAGAACAGACCACUGCGCAAAUUUCUGUUACGCCACAAUGCGCCCCGGUCGUCCCCUUUCCGUUUGGCAAGAGCAGCGUCGGUGUUUGUUGUAUGGGCAGCUCCCUCUGGUUAAGAUGGAGUAAGGUUCACUGAUGCUGGAUCCUGCUCCAAGCCCCUGGAUGCACCAUUCACCCAGUCAGGAUAUCAGACCAAAAGUCAUAGGUGUCAUGCCGGGACAGGUGUACACAUCAUUCGGCGUCCCCCAUGCAUAAAGCGUGGACAGUCA
Cantharellus anzutake is the source of this 1287-nucleotide messenger RNA. RefSeq lists its product as uncharacterized. The record is from RefSeq and is a predicted model, not a curated record. Bases 272 to 922 code for a protein of 216 amino acids. The transcript is spliced from 5 exons. NCBI's taxonomy places the organism in Eukaryota, Fungi, Basidiomycota, Agaricomycetes, Cantharellales, Hydnaceae.